AUGGCUACGGAGAGAUACAUCCUCCCCCGCACUUCGCAGCAAGGCGGAACUCAAUCAAAGAUCAGAACAACCGGGACAACGAGAACAACUGUCAGAGCCAUCGAUUGCAACCUACAAGCUCAGAGACAUCGAUGCAUAUUAUGGUCACUUCUAUUGGAACUACUUUCUCAACCGCAUUGGCAAGGACAAGAAUAUAAAUCCUUUUUACAAGGCUCAUCCAAAAAGGAGGAGCCUCCUCCCCAUCAGCCCACCCAUGCGCAACCCUCGACACCUCCGCAGAAGAGCCGGAAACACUGGCAUACAUUAAUUCUCUUCGACCGAGGACACCCAUACUGGGAAACCAAGCGCGGAGUCUUCUGCAAUGAAAAUCUCCAUCUUCUUCACGGAACCAGCUGUAAACACAAACCCGUGUCCUCCUACCCAAUCUUCGUCCAGCAGCCAGAUUCUGGCCAACGCCAAACCACCCGCUCCAUCCACGCCUUUGCAGGCUGUUACCUUAUCUGCGCCAUUCGCUAUCUAGAGCCAUAUAGCCGCCAACUCGCUGCGAACUGCUGGACGGUCAUUACAAUGCUUCUGGAUACACGUCAUGAAGGGGAAGGGGGCGGAGCACCACCACCACCACCACCACCACCUAUUGUUGAUCUUGAGGCAGAGGCUGCGGCCGAGAAACGGACUGUCAAUGAGAUUUUGGCGGAGAUGAGGGAGUUGGGAGACUUUGUGGGUUGA
Messenger RNA from Paracoccidioides brasiliensis Pb18, 726 nucleotides. RefSeq lists its product as uncharacterized. The record is from RefSeq and is a predicted model, not a curated record. The coding region runs from base 1 to 726 and encodes 241 amino acids. The transcript is spliced from 3 exons.